Brassica oleracea var. oleracea is the source of this 671-nucleotide messenger RNA. RefSeq lists its product as uncharacterized. The coding region runs from base 9 to 671 and encodes 220 amino acids. The transcript has 4 exons. Lineage: Eukaryota; Viridiplantae; Streptophyta; Magnoliopsida; Brassicales; Brassicaceae. The record is from RefSeq and is a predicted model, not a curated record.
UUCUUGAGAUGGACCAGAAUAAAGCUCAAGACAUAAGGCAACACAUGUUCCCUAAGGAGAUCAAUUCCGAGGCAUCCAUACUGCCCAUUCCGACCAGCACUACACCAGGAAGCCCAAGUUUGGAACAUAGGAUCCAAAAGAGUAAUGGGGAUAAUAUUUCUAACAAAUGGAGGCAGAAUCCAAGCAAAAGUUAUACAAAAAAGAGUGAACCACAAGAAAUUGAGGCCACAACAGAAUGUACCAGAGUUGCUGAGACCACUCCAAGAGAAGUCCAAGGUCAUGAGAUCAUUCCUGAGCCACUCCACAAUUGGAAGAUAAAACCAGAACCAUUGAUUUUUCUAGAACCAAAACUCAAAGUAAGUUUUACUUUAGAUCAGUGUGUUCUUUCUUACUCCUUGACAACAUUGAUGCACUUGUCUUUCCCAAAGGAUUUUGAGACAGGUUUAGGAACUCAGAAGAAGUGGACGGCCCAAAGACAAAGGACACCAGCUCUGAUAUUAGGGAUAAGACAAGGUGAUGGACGACCAAGCCAUGGUAAAAGGAUGGAAGAGAACCAGGGACAGCACCUGACUUGUCUACAAAACGUUGAAGGAGAUGCAAGAAGCAUCAAAAGCAAACGAGCUGCCAAAGAGCAAAACAUCCUUCAACGAGCUAAAACCAUUUGGUGUUGA